Fomitiporia mediterranea MF3/22 is the source of this 1467-nucleotide messenger RNA. RefSeq lists its product as uncharacterized. Lineage: Eukaryota; Fungi; Basidiomycota; Agaricomycetes; Hymenochaetales; Hymenochaetaceae. The transcript has a single exon. Bases 1 to 1467 code for a protein of 488 amino acids. The record is from RefSeq and is a predicted model, not a curated record.
AUGCCCACACAGUCACACGCUCCCUACAGUCGCUCUUUUACCCCUUUGAACGCACCCCGUCUCCCUGCAGAGCUCUUAACCGAGAUCUUCAAACUUGCAACCGACAACCCAGUUCGUGACCUUGACUCACUUACCUCUUGGAAACCCUUCGAAGGCAUCUACGCUUCGCAAACCGAAAAAUCUUGCAGUGCCGCUCUUCGGACAAAACAUGCGUUGACAUUAGUAUGCCGCUCGUUCAGAACAUUGAUCGUUGACCUGUUGUAUGAGGACAUAUGGAUACGGCACGGUUCGGACGGGCUGAUGGAAGUUCUUGAAUCGUCUUUUACUGUAGAUAAGGAGGCAGGGAAAGAGGGUCAAGGAUACGGACGAUUCGUAAAACGCGUCAAUCUUUCACCGAUUGGUUAUGACGGUUCGGGAAAAUCGUGCGGCUCGAUCUUACAAAACACACGUCGGAUCCUCAUGUGCUGUCCAGACGUUCGUGUCAUCCGUCGACCUCCAUGCACUUCCUCCUGGACAAACGGAGGAGAAGUAGUGCAAAAUGACUUUGUUGAUAGCAUCCCGACCAUUGACGAUUUGGAUUUCCCUAGGCUUCAGCGAGCCGAAUGGUUCAACACGCCUAAUGAUGUGAUGAGCGCAACAGCACCUACACCAUCUGUAUUCUUCUUCUCAGAAUCUCUACGUGUCCUCAUCUUGGGUCCGGAUAACUUCCCUGCUCCCCGGCUCAGUAUCAGAGGUCGAGGCUGGAGAGAAGAGAGACAAGACCAAGAUCUCCUCAAUAACAACGACGCGGUGGAAAUGACAGUCAUCUCCCUUCCCAACCUUCACGCACUCUCUAUCCAAUCUCUCGAUACGUUCGGCGAAACACCACGUCGAUAUCGUCUCUCCCUCCCUUCUCUCAAACAUCUCAUUCUCAAACGUCCCGAAGCAAUCUACACACUCUUCGACGGCGCACUCACUCCCCUCUCAUCACAAAUCAAGACAGUUGAGAUUGCGGCAGACUUUAGGUUCUUACGACAAGAUUUCGUAUCAACUAUCUUACAAUACUGCAACAACGCGGAAAGAGUCUAUAUCCCAGUCUUUUCCACCAGGGCCCCACAUCAGAAUGAAGUUCCGCGUGUAUUCCUCGAGUUCAGCCACGUGAAGGAAGUUUAUCUACAUGCGGGGUUACCCAAUGGGUAUGUAUAUGGUGAAGAAGCCUGGUGGACGAUGCUUGAUGCUCACUUUGAGGGAUUUUGCGGAGGGAAUUCGAGGUUUACAGUGCUAGAGAGGGUUGUCCUUGCUGGGAAGGAGUGGAUGGAGAGCAUUCGUGUUUGUGAGAUGAACAAUGAUGAGAAAUUGAUGGGACGGUUUAAAGGUGUGAUUCAUGUUGCGAAGCGACGGGGUGUGGAGUUAAUCGCUGAGGAUCGGGACGUGCAGGAUGCUUUAGAGACGGUUAUUGGGGAUUCAGAUGCCAGAGAUAGGGGUUAG